This is a messenger RNA of Bradysia coprophila, 1643 nucleotides long. RefSeq names its product arrestin domain-containing protein 17-like. Gene Ontology annotation, cellular component: cytoplasm. The record is from RefSeq and is a predicted model, not a curated record. Lineage: Eukaryota; Metazoa; Arthropoda; Insecta; Diptera; Sciaridae. Gene Ontology annotation, biological process: protein transport.
UAUGAAAAGCUUAUUUGAACCUCAAACGAUUUUUUUUUUCAAAUGGAAACAUAAACACGAAGGAAAUUUACUAGAUGAAAAUUGCACAGUAAUUACACAAUCGGUUGCUGCGCGCAACCAAACAAGAGAAGAAAAAGAAAAUCCGAAAGCAUGACAGAAGGAAAAUUCGUUUGUGUAAGCUUGGUAUGACGAAAAUGUAUGUCGACGCUCAACGACGAAAGUGAAUAUAAACCAAAAACGUGUUAAAGAGUUGGUCCUGACGAAACGUUUGCUUUAAAAAUGAGUACAAAAUGUGAUAUUUUAUUUGAAAAUAAUUUCGAAAAAGUGUAUUACGGUGGUCAAUUAUUAAGCGGACAAGCAAUCGUCACAUUAACCAAGGAAAAAAGUGUACGAGGCAUUUAUGUUAACAUCUAUGGCGCAGCCGAAAGUCGUUGGUGUGAGCACGCCCGGGAUAAUCGAAUGACAUAUCGUGGACAUGAAGUGUAUUUAUCCAGUAAAACGUAUUUAAUUGGGAAAGAAGAAGGUGAUCCAAUUGAAAUUCCGCAAGGAAUUCACACAUAUGGUUUUUCGUGUGAUAUACCUGUUAAUUUACCAUCUUCAAUGGAAGGAACGUACGGUAGCAUUAGAUAUAAAGUGAUUAUCACAUUUGAUAUUUCAAAUUGGUCAGAAAAAGUGUUUGAGGCUGGCUUUACUGUAUUAAAGACGUGCAAUCUGAACGAUUUUCCCGAACUCAAGUCACCUCUUGACCUGGAACGUUCACAUGGAUUCAAUUACAUGGGUUGCAUAUGGUGUAUUCAAUCAAAGCCAUUAAUGGUGACUGUUCAUAUGCAAGCGAGAGGUUUUACGCCCGGUGAAAAGAUUGAAGUUAUUUUAGAUGUGAAUAACCAGAGCAGUCAAGAUGUUGCCUAUUUCAGCAUUGGAUUAUUUAAAAUCAUCACCUACGCUUCCAAUCAAAAUGUCAUAAAAAACAAAAGCGAAAUCAUUUGCCUGACAUCAUUUCAAACGAAUGGCAUUAAAAAAAACCAAGCUGAACAACUCACCGUAAUGUUGCUGGUUCCGCCCGGUCCGCCUACCGAUUUGAGCAGUAGUACGAUCUGCAAGGUUCGAUACGAUAUUGAGGUAAAGACAUACAUCAGCUACUUUCGCAAUUAUCCGAAAAUCAGGAUUCCAAUCACGGUCGGCACAUAUCCAUUGAUAGAGAAUCCACCGCCGAAGAAUCAAUUUUCGAUAGCGAAUCAGUCAUAUUUUACACCAUCUGCACCACUUAGUGGACUUGGCUCGGACAUUGAUCCACCUACAUACGAGCAAGUGACCGUCCAGGGUCAUGAAAAUAACGAAAUCAAAUUAUCACAUUUGCCAUUGUAUCCGGUUUAUGGUCAAAGGGUGUAAGAGAUAUUGGUAUGGGGAAAAUGGAUAUGAGAAAUUAUUCAAUUUACUAAAAAACUACAUUAAAGAAAAAUGAACGAAUUUUCUCUGUACAAAUUUGAAAGGAAUAUUUAAUUUAUAUUCUUCUAUAGGAUCAAGCCAACAAAAACGAAUAUUUAAAUGAUUGUAAUUUCUAAAUGGAUUUGUUUUGCUAAAAUAUUUUAUUGAAAAACUUUUAAGAAUUUAUCUUCAACUACAAAAAAAGAGGAGAGAAUUGU